Paramuricea clavata is the source of this 753-nucleotide messenger RNA. Lineage: Eukaryota; Metazoa; Cnidaria; Anthozoa; Malacalcyonacea; Plexauridae. The record is from the annotation of a GenBank genome assembly.
AUGGCGUUCUGGAGAAACAUCUAUGCCUAUGUCAUAUCCUUACUGUCAGUAUUGUGGUUCACUUAUAAUUGGGUAUUAUCGCUUUUCAACAAUGGAAGGAGAAGCAUUCAAAAUAACACCAAUAGAGAAUUGGAAGGUGUCAAAUCAUCAGUGACAGUGAAUACCAGGAAAUUCAAAGUAUACAUUUACAAAGAAGAGCGUGAGAAAAUAGAAAAUUGGGUACUCCAGAAAGACCGUAUUGAAACCGGCGGUGAUUUAUUUGGGUUAUGGCUAGACCAGCAUAAUGUUGUAGUCCAGUUUGUGUUAGGCCCUGGUAAACACUGUCGUAGAACUACAACAUCGUUCUAUCAAGAUAUUGACUAUCUAGCGAGAGUUGGAAACUACAUUACCAGGAAUCAUGGCUUAUGUAACAUAGGCCAAUGGCACUCUCAUCAUAGGUUAAAUUUACCUAGACCGAGCGCUGGCGAUGAAGAUACAGUAUGGAAUAACAUGCCAAGUUUGGAAAUGGAACGAUAUGUUGUCUUCAUUGCAACAAUCAAGGAUUCAGGGAGAAGCAAAUUCAAGACGGCGCAUGUGAAUUGCUUUCUCUUUGAAAUUGAAAAUGGAAGGAAGCUUCCAGUUUUGGAAGGAGAAAUUUGUGCAAUUAAACAGAAAGGUUCUCCAUUACGUAUGUGCAGUGAGUUAACUGCCUUGGCUGAAUCGGGAUUGGAACACGACGAUAACACUGUCAGUGUAGUUAUAGAUAAUGUAUAG